UGAAUUAAUAUAGUUUAUCAAAAUGUUGUCUAUAGAACGGUUCGUUGGUAAAGUGGCUGUAGUCACCGGUGCUUCUGCCGGCAUUGGAAAAGCUAUAGUUGAGCUUUUAGUUAAACACGGUGUUAUUGUAGCUGGAUUAGGAAGAAGAAUCAAUCGUUUAGAAGACCAAGCGAAACAACUAGCUAAAGAAAAAGGUAAAUUUCACGCCUUCAAAUGCGACUUGACCAACCAACAAGAAAUUCUAACGACUUUCCAACAAAUAACCACAAAACUUGGUCCGAUAAGUGUUUUAAUCAACAAUGCUGGUAUAUCGUUGAGUAACAGCAUCAUCGACGGUGAUAUUAGCAAAUGGAUUACGGUUUUAGACACAAACGUUUUAGCUGCAGCUAUUGCCAUUAGAGAAGCUAUCGCUAGCAUGAAAUUGCACAAAACCAAAGGCCACAUAAUAAACAUAAACAGCGCAAUGGGACAUAAGGUCAUAGACACUCCUGGACAGAGCAUGUAUCCAGCUUCCAAGCACGCUAUAACAGCCUUGACGGAAACAGUGCGUUUGGAAAUUAACAGGGAAAAGUUGCCCAUCAAAAUCACCAGUUUGAGUCCCGGGUAUGUCAAGACUGAGUUCAUCCGGGUGAAUUUUGGUGAAGAGAGAGCAAAGCUAAUCGAACAAAUGGAAAUGCCUGGAUUAGAUCCUGAAGAUGUUGCCGAAGGCGUUCUGUACGUUUUGGCUACGCCUGAACAUGUUAACGUCAAUGAGUUGACUGUCAGAGCUUUAGGAGAAAAAUAUUAAUAUUGUGGUAAACGUAAAAUUUCAUUCGCAUAGUUUCAUGUAUUCAAAGUCCACAGCAUUUUUCGUUUUUAUUCUCUAUAUCAUCAUUAAUAGUUGCUCACGUAUAUCUUUUUCUCUCAAGAGUUGAUUGAAAACUUAUUAUUAAUCUACGUUUAAUUAAACAGAAGUUGAAUAAAUAUUCAUCAAUGUAAAUAUAAAAAUAACAUAUGUAAAAUUUAUUAAACUUCUUACUCAAUACAUGUAUACACAGUUUUUUUUUAUUUGGCAUCAAUGGAAUGGUAUUAAUAACUGCCCACGCUUACAUGACUGUACGAAUGUGACUAAAAAGACGUUCGUUGUAAAUCGUAAAAAUGUCAAAACCACAAUCGAGCUUUGUUGGUAAAUUGAGACACCUGGUUAAUAUUGGAAGAAAAUGUAUGAAAUUUAUAGGAAAUUAUAAAGUGUAUAUUAUUGUUAGAUAUUUUUCAAUAAAAUUUUCUGGAGGGAUGCUUUUUAGCAGUUUCUAUUGGAAAUCCCGACUCUCUGACUGCAUUUGUUAAGAAUUUCUUAUUUCGUCGAGUAAAUUUUUGAAUUGUUUAAAAAGUUUUACAUUGUUUAUUGUAUUCAGAUCUGUAAUUCAUGUCGAGUCAUAACAUUUUGUAUCCUUAUCGUCG
This is a messenger RNA of Ceutorhynchus assimilis (cabbage seed weevil), 1440 nucleotides long. The record is from the annotation of a GenBank genome assembly. Lineage: Eukaryota; Metazoa; Arthropoda; Insecta; Coleoptera; Curculionidae.